Gracilinanus agilis (Agile Gracile Mouse Opossum) is the source of this 1026-nucleotide messenger RNA. RefSeq names its product brother of CDO-like. Gene Ontology annotation, cellular component: axon; plasma membrane. Bases 1 to 1017 code for a protein of 338 amino acids. Gene Ontology annotation, biological process: nervous system development; cell-cell adhesion; axon guidance. The record is from RefSeq and is a predicted model, not a curated record. The transcript has 6 exons. NCBI's taxonomy places the organism in Eukaryota, Metazoa, Chordata, Mammalia, Didelphimorphia, Didelphidae. Gene Ontology annotation, molecular function: protein binding.
AUGCUGGCCUUAUUGGGCAUUCCUCCCUCUCCCACACCCUGUGAACCAGUCAAACUGGCUUUCACUCUGAUCCUCAUCCAUGACUCUCCAUCUCUUAUCUCCAUGGCUUUGAGCUGUACCUCCUACAAGUUUCGUGUCCGUGCUCUGAACAUCUUGGGAGAAAGUGAGCCCAGUGCUGCUUCCCGACCCUACGUGGUAUCAGGAUAUAGUAACCGUGUGUAUGAGAGGCCUGUUACAGGGCCUUAUAUCACCUUCACUGAUGCUGUCAAUGAGACCACCAUCAUGCUGAAGUGGGUGUACAAAUCAGCCAGUAACAACAACACCCCAAUCCAUGGCUUUUACAUCUACUAUCGCCCCACAGACAGCGAUAAUGACAGUGACUACAAGAAGGAUGUAGUAGAAGGGGAUCGCUACUGGCACUCCAUCAGCCACCUGCAGCCAGAGACCUCGUAUGAUAUUAAGAUGCAGUGCUUCAACGAGGGUGGCGAGAGCGAGUUCAGCAAUGUGAUGAUCUGUGAAACCAAAGCACGUAAGCCUUCUGGUCAACCAGGCCGACUCCUACCCCCUACUCUGGCCCCACCACCAAUCCUGCUGCCAGACCUGGGAGAUCGCCCUGGGGGUUCUGGGGGCCCUGGGGCUAUGGUGGCCCGCUCCAGUGACCUGCCCUACCUAAUUGUGGGUGUAGUCCUUGGCUCCAUCGUCCUCAUCAUUGUGGCCUUCAUACCUUUCUGCCUCUGGAGAGCCUGGUCCAAGCAAAAGCAAACUGCUGACCUGGGAUUCCCUAGCACGGCACUGCUAUCCUCGUCUUGCCAAUAUACCAUGGUGCCUCUGAGAGGGAUCUCUGCCCCACGAGCCAAUGGACAGCCCUACAUCAAUGGACAGCCCUAUGGCAAUGGGUUACACAUUAAUGGGGCCUGCCCCUCAGCUGGCCUGGGCUUUCCAGGUGUGAAAACCCAAGAGUACAGCCCAGGCGAGCUUCAGCAGGUAACUUAUACCCACUGGAUCUGUGUGUGCUAGUUAGGGUGU